AUGGAAACUAGCUUAUGGAGGCCUUUUGAGGUGAAUCGCAUUGCAAUACUUGCCUUCAAAUGGGGCCCAGGCCGCAAUCCGCAAUCGGCUUUAGCGUAUUAUUUUCGCCUUUGGUACAUAGCAUUCUACUCAUUUGACCGUCUUGAAAUUAUGCUAUCAUUCCCACAACAUUUUAUGCUACCUAAUGUAGUUAAGGGUCUUGUCACCAUCAGUGUCAUCAUCAUCAUCGCGGCCUUUCCAUCUCAAGCUGGGCCCGCUCUUAGACACCGGGCUUGCAGAUUGACUCAAAGAAGCAUGACAAAUCUAGCCUCUCCUUGGCCUGGCAACUGCAUAUUUUGCAGUUUUCCCACUCAGCCAAAGCAACAAAUCGGCGCAAAUCACCGGGUGGCAAAUGACCACUCUCAGACCGUCAUCUGCCAAGUCUGCCUUACUCAUUGUUUCCGAGUCUAUCAAUUGGCCGAGCUAUCCGGCCUGAAUCGAUCAGAGGUUCAUCUUCACCCUUAUUGGGAUUCAGGGCAGGUUCAUGCGUCUCUUAAUUCCCUAUCUACCCUCCGGCUCUACGACGUCGGUGGAGUAUUCUGCCACGAAUGUAUCCUGGACUAA
Molecule: messenger RNA, 603 nt
Organism: Protopolystoma xenopodis
Lineage: Eukaryota; Metazoa; Platyhelminthes; Monogenea; Polystomatidea; Polystomatidae
Source: the annotation of a GenBank genome assembly